AUGGCAGCGCCUGGUGGGCUCCAGCACCGCCCACAACUUUAUAAAAUCGAAGCACAGCGGUCAUGUUACAACACAGUGGAAUGGUUGGAACGUUAUCAAGGAAAAGACAUAAAUGGUGAGGAGGAGCUGAUCAAGGGUGUGUUCCAAAACGCUACUGAUGCUCUCCCCACAUGCCCAAAGUUCAUCUUCGAAGAUGAAUGGGUGUUUAGGCCCACGGAGGAGGAGAAGGAGCGAAUGAACAUGGUGUAUGAAGGUGCAUGGUCCUCACGUAUAGAUAUAUAA
Miscanthus lutarioriparius is the source of this 282-nucleotide messenger RNA. NCBI's taxonomy places the organism in Eukaryota, Viridiplantae, Streptophyta, Magnoliopsida, Poales, Poaceae. The record is from the annotation of a GenBank genome assembly.